This is a messenger RNA of Fundulus heteroclitus (mummichog), 1274 nucleotides long. RefSeq names its product radial spoke head protein 3 homolog. Gene Ontology annotation, cellular component: cilium. The transcript has 8 exons. Lineage: Eukaryota; Metazoa; Chordata; Actinopteri; Cyprinodontiformes; Fundulidae. The coding region runs from base 120 to 1133 and encodes 337 amino acids. The record is from RefSeq and is a predicted model, not a curated record.
GACGGUUGCUACAACCGUUGCGCACUCGCCAGCUUCUAAACGGGCGCAUUACUCACCGAUAUUCAGCGCUAUUUUGAGCUGCAGCCCAGUAAAGGACGUGUGGGGACGCUUUCUGAACCAUGGCUCUCCCUUCUUACAGCCACAGAGACCCAAACGGAAUGUACACUUUCUCAAGUCGGCCCAGACCCGUUGAGACCCGCUCCAAAUACAGAGAACCUGCGCCCGAACAGACCCAACGGCAGUAUGGAAACAUUAUGUAUGACCGUCGAGUUGUCAGAGGAAAUUCCCUCGGCCAGCAGCCAAACCCAAGAACCGAACAAUCCGACCCUGCUGCGGUCCAGCGGCAGCAGGCGUUAAAAAGGAGAGCUAUUGCGCGGAGACAGGCCAGGGAGCAGCUAAGAACCAAGACUCCCGACGCUCUGCAGGGUAGACAACAUGUCGACGUGCAAACAGAGCUUUACCUCGAAGAACUGAGCAACAUCAUUCAAACUACGGACAUUGAAUGUCAGACCGACGAUUUCAUGGACAGACCAGCGACUCCGCUCUUCAUUCCCGCCAAGUCUGGGGUGGAUGCUGAAACCCAGAUAGAGGAGGGAGAACUGUUUGACUUCGACCUGGAGGUGCAGCCUGUCUUGGAGGUCCUGGUGGGGAAGACGAUUGAACAGUCCCUGCUGAGGGUGAUGGAGGAGGAGGAGCUGGCCUGCCUGAGGACCCAGCAGAGGGUCUUCCAGGAGCUCCGAAACAACGAGCUGGCAGAGGUCCAGCGUCUGCAGGAGCAGGAGAGACGCCGCCGAGAGGAGAAAGAGCGUAGAGUUGCCCAACAGAAGGAGGCGCUGAUGAAAGAGCGGGAGACGGCGGAGAAGAUCGCCGCCCGGGUGUUCAGCCAGCAGUACCUGGCUGGGCUCCUCCCUUCAGUCUUCACCUCUCUGAGAAACCACGGCUACUUUUAUGACUACGUGGAGAAAGACAUUGAGGUAAAUUUUCUCCCGUGGCUCAUGGCUGAGGUCAACAACCAACUACAGAAGAGAUACACUGCAAGAGAGCUGCUGGACACCAUCAUCUAUGAGGUCACUCAGAAAAGGCUGGAGGAGUUCAGACGUCUGGAGACCGAUCAACAGAGCUCUGAUCCAUGAAAAGACCUGCGGAGCAGCAACUGUUCCCAUUACAAAUAAACACGUUUUUAUUAACCCAGCUCCCAAUGACCAGUGUUCAUAUUUCCUCAUUAUUCAAUGUGCUGUCAAAUAAAAAGCAUUGAAUGCAGUUCACACAAACUA